Schistosoma turkestanicum is the source of this 8734-nucleotide messenger RNA. Lineage: Eukaryota; Metazoa; Platyhelminthes; Trematoda; Strigeidida; Schistosomatidae. The record is from the annotation of a GenBank genome assembly.
UUUUAAGAACUAAGCUUUCGUUCACCAUUGUUGUUAGGGCGGCUUUUGAUUCCUUCUAUAAACUUGUGAUUUUAAACCAGCUGGUUCCAGAAGCCAAUGCUGGCAUUACAGAAUGAGUUCCAAAGUCAAGUCUGAAAAGACAAAAGUGAAGUUUGCCCAGUCAAAUAUUAAUCAUGUUUACAAAGGGAAUACUACAGAACCUCAGCAUAAACCAACUGUGCGACAAUAUGGAAUGCAAGUUGUCGGAAAGCUGCAAGGAACUCGUCGAUUGCCGCCACCAGCUUGGGUCCCUAGUAUCAAGGCUGAAACAGGCGGUCUGGACAGUCGAGUUUCUCUUGUUCCCGCGGGUGGGGGUGGGUGGGGUGCACCCCCUACUUCAAGUUCUGAACAGCCAACUGUAUCAUCCACGGCAACUGACACCCUUCCAACUGUAUCUACCUUACCCUCCGUGAAUGGUGCACUAUAUAGUGAAACAGUCGGAAUUUCUCUUGAACCAGCUUAUACAAAGUUCGCAUACGGUAAACCGGAUCCGGUAGCAACGGGUGCAUCAACAUUGCAAGAUACUGUAACUGGUGUAAACGGUUCUAUUAAGACGAAUAAAACUGAAGAAGUAGUGAAAGAUAAAUUAUCGAAUCAACCACCGAAACCGGCAAGUGAUAAGCCAGGAUCAAGUGGAGGAUUAGCAGCUAACAAGCCAUUCUUCCAAAGACCAACUCCGAUUGUAACCACUUCUAGUACUACAACUACAACGUCUACUAAACCUGAAAUUCCAGUGAAGAAUGAUGGGGGUGCUCGCGAAAUAGUUGGAGAGCCUUCUGGUUGGGUUGCUAUUGGACAAGAUGAGCCUGACUUCGACGAACGAAUAAUUUUCAGUGAUGAUGAAGAUUAUGAAGUGAAAUCUACCAGGUCAAACACAACAACAAACAUACCGGAACAAUCUGCACAGUUUUCUAUUCCUCCCCCUAAUACUGUUCAAACCAGUUUGCAUACUAUACCUAUGAAACCUUUUGUUAACCCGUCGACCAAUUUUCAAGGAGCUUGUGUUAUGCAAUCACAACCGACGGUACCUCAAAACAUGUACGGAUCUAAUUUAAUCACAUCAGACACUUGGUCUGCCGCAGAUGCAUCAUACACUCGAAACUGUUCAAUUAGCCACCCCCGGCCUCCAUCACUUAAUCUUCCCUACAGCAUGGCAUCAAUAAACGCUCCUUGUGGAAUUGCUCCUGAUGCUAACCGUUCAUUACCAAAUGGGCAGUUUAUGAGCCAUGUCACAUCUCCAGGCGUUAUUGAUUCGUUCUAUCCUCCACACUCACUUCAAAAUCGUUUGGCGGCCUCGAUUACGAGCGGCAUUACUGAUUCUGUAAGAUCAGCAGCCGAUGUGGACACUGAAUUACAACAGGCACAGAGGCAGGCACGAACUCAAGAAUUUAAAAAUGCAGUUGAAAGAGCUCAACAGGCACGAGCACGGCAAAAGCUUUCUGAAAGUUGCUCAGCUGAAAAUGAUAGCAUGUUGUCUAAGUCUGCUCUGGGUCUCUUGCCCAACAUGUCAGAAAACAGGCCAAUUCCAUCAGUUCCUACACCUUUCGCGCCUACGACUAGCCAACCUGGUCCUAAUUACUUGUUUCCAGUGGGGGAUCACUCAUCUGUUAACCAUAUGCUAAAUAUCCCUCAUAAUAUGCUUUCUGCGUUUCCAACAUCAGGACCUCUGGAUAUAACUACCGCUAUUGCCGCUGCUACUGCUGCAGCCAUGGCGUACACAGGUGGGACAGAUAGUGGGGUCCCAGAAAGAAGUGCAGUUGAUAUACCUCUUAAUGCUUCUUCAAUAAUGUCUCAGACACAGUUACCGAUGCCUAUAAGUUCUAACACAGCAACUGCUGGCGCAUGGCAAACUCCGUUCGCUUCAAACAAUUCCCUACCUGCUGCUAUGGUUCGAUUGCUUUCUCAACAGCCUCAUAUGGCACAGUUACUGCAGAACGCUCUAAAUAUGCCUACGGGUAAUUCUCAAGUGCCUAAGUCUACUCAGCAUUCACAAGGUGUGUUUGUAAAUCCAGACUUCAUCGUGGAACGUUUUCUCGAAAUCUUCAAUCAGUCACAGGUAAAUCGACCUCAGGGACCCUCCAUUAGUCCACCCAAAAACACGUCUUCAGAAUCAAAUGCUCAGGUCCCAACAUCUACCCUGCGACAUGAUCAGUCUUCUACUAGUACUGUGGAUUCAUGCCUACGGAACCAGUUCGCAUCUACGACACCAAUUUCAAAUGAUCCUGAUGAUUCUGUUGACUCACAAAACACUAAAGAUUUUGAUGGAUCAAACGAAAAAUCUCAUCGAGUUCACAAAGUUUCCCAAUCGUCCAACAGAUCAGAUGUCCCCGUGGUUACUACAAGCUCUACUGUAACAAGUAGCAAUUCUCCCAGUCAACGAACUACUCGUGUUCCUGGUUUAAUGGAUAUUAAAGUGUCAUGUGCAUCAACUCAACAUUUGGCUCAUCUCUGGGACAAAGAAGACCACUUACUCGACCCAGGACACCGUGGUUUUCGAGGGCGUGGAAAGAGUUUGAUGCCAUACAAGCCUCAGAGAGGGAAUACUAAGGGUCGUGGAACCACUAGAAGCCAUCUUUUGGAAGCGGUGACAAGUGACUUAAAAUCUAUGAAUCUUCGCGAAUCAGGUAAUCCACAGUUCUCUGCAGACGAUUAUGAUGUAUCACAUCGAUCACAUAGUGUUUCGAAAUCAUUGAAAUCUUGGCAUUCAAAAUCGUCACGCAGUGUUGAUGAUUCAGUGAUAGAUACCUAUGGUACAAAUACACGAGUCAAAUCUGGAUUUAUCAAUGAUGAACAUGUGAAGUACAGAAAACAGAAUCGAAAUAUCACAGAUGAUGGUAAUUGUUGGAUGCGUACAGAUUUAAACGAUCAUAGUUCAACUUCUGUGUUAUCUAGCGAUAGUGACAGUAAUGAAUGCGGUAUUCUUAGUGAUGUUCAAGAAGGUGAUGGUACUGAAGAUGACAAGGGCUAUAAACAAAACCGUAAUGAUUCUGUAAAGAAAGGCAAUCAACACUUAAGUAAAUAUUCACAUCCAAAUCAAACUGGAAUUUCCGAUAAUACAGAUAAUAAAAAUAAAAGUCUCAGUGCAUCAUCAUACAAUAAACGAGGUCGACGUGGUCGUGUUGGGACGAACAGUCAUUUUACAAGUUCCAGGAGUUAUACUACCGAUGACUUCUCAUCAUACUCAAAACGUUAUUCAAAAGGUUCGGAGCAAGACUACUAUUGGCGUCAGCAUUAUGUUUCAACAGGAUCUAGAGGAGUUCGUACAGGUCAUUCUGCUGGUUCGAACGUUGAUCAGCAGCGCAAACAUCGCAGUAAUGAUGAUGUUCUUUACAGGCCAUCUGAACGUCAAACCUCACGAAGUAUUACUUCUGGUAGUUUUACUGGAAUAUCUGGAUAUCUCGGUGGUCGAAUGACUCGUUCAUAUGGACAAUAUGAAUCAUUUCGUGAUCAGAACAAGGAUUUCGAUAGUCAAUACUAUAUUACAAAUGGUCGUCAGAUGAGACCACAAAAAGUGUUUUACAGUCACAAGGGACAGUUUUCGAGUGCCACAGAUUUUUCUCAUGAUUAUGUUAUGAGUGACGAAGACGAAACCAAGUCACAUACUCGAUCAACCAAUCAUCCUGAGGGUAGAGCAAAAGUUUACACUGCCAGUGGACGUUUUCAUAAAACUUAUCGCAAAAAUUCAACAAAUACUUCCACAAAGUCUGAACUAAACAAUCAACCACAUAUUGAUACUGAGCAGGUAACUAAACUGACUCUGGAUAGUAUUAAUAAUCAAACAGAAGGUAUAGAUGAUUCUGAAGUUCCUACCGUUCGUGUUCCCGCUUCCGAUUCAGUUAUUAUGAACGCUCACUACACAAAAACACGUACAAAUCGUUUUGCCACGCACAAAGUUUUAGGAACAACCAAGCGUGUAAGUAAUCGUGCUGGUCAAAACCAUCAAUCAAAACGACUUAAUGGUUCGGUUGUUCAUACAUCUCGUCGUUAUCGAGAAAUGCGUGAUCGAUACAACGAUGAAAAAGAUGGUGAUGGAGGUGCCGCUGCUGGUGGUGCUGGUCGGUCUGGAACAUCUAGCGGUGUAUCUGCUUCAAUUAUGUAUAAAGCUGGAACAGGUGGUAAUAGUAAUUCUCGUAGUGGUAAUCAUUGUGGCGGUAACGGUGGUCAUUCUGAUUCUGUUGUUGAUUUUGUUGAUCAAGGAGGAAAGCAAAACAAUCAUAAUGAAAUGGUUUCCAAUAUUGCUAAUGAUUCACUUGAUGAAAACAAUGCGAACUCACGAUCACUACUUAUACGUCGGCGACAACCAGUUAUGGUAACCGGCAAUACUAGCGAUACAAAUGAUGUUGAUGAAUGGGAAACAGCAUCUGAAGGUUCAUUUUCCUCUGAAACUAUUAAAAAUUCAUCAAAGCCGCUGUCAGGUGCAAACAAACGAAAAGAUUUUUCCGAAAUGUCUACUUCUUGCCGUUUAAAAAAUGAUGUAAAGACUUCGAAUUCAUCGUCCACAGUGACAAGAGGCAAUUCAUCCAGUUGUCAUGUUUCUGAGGCAACUAUUCAUCAUCAUCGUCAUCAUGAUAAUGAUGACACGGAAGGGGGUACCAGUUCAGGAUCUGCUGGUGGUGGGAUUGCCUUACAAACGGAAAAUUCUAAAGUCUCUUCUUCCCCAUCGGUUAUUAGUGGAACUGUACAGAAAAAUGAAAAGUCAUCUCAUCUAUCCUCUGGUGGAGGAAGUUCGACAAACCAACAUAAUGCUGCUGCAUACCGUAGUAGUACACGUCCAUCUCGAUCUGGAACUACUUUCUACCAUAAAAGAAAUGAUCUAGCAUCAAUACCACCGUUAAUGUCGAUCAAGCCUCAUGCGUCAUUUCCUGAGAAUUCUUAUGUCUUAGAUUCUUUUUCUACAUGGACGACUAAUCGUUCUGAAGGUAAAGGUGAAACAAUUAUAAAAGAUGAUUUUAACAAGUUCACUCAAUCCAGUAAAGAAUUCGAUGAAUUAAAUUCAGACAUUUUUGAUGAAGACAACACUCCACAUGGAGAUGGAUUUACUAAAGUUGUCUCAAAAGCUAGCCGAUAUUUUGCUCGUCGAAGAAUGCAACAAGAAGUUGCUGUUUCUGGUGAUUCAAUUAUCAAUACAAAAAAAUCCAAUUCUUUCUCGAGAAAUUUUGGCAAUGUAAACCAAGUAUAUGCAAAAGAAUGUUCAAGUUUUUCUACUACACUUUCACAAAACUACAUGAACACAAAUGAUCAUAAAAAUCAUUCAAAUGGAUUGUUGAAAAGUUUAUCAAAUAAAAAGAAAUAUCUUCCAACUAAAGUAAGUUUUAUGGGUCCACCAAUAUGUUUAGAUACAACUUCUCAUAGUUCUUCAACAGCAGUAUGCACUGUUACAACUUCAAUUCUAUCUGGUCGAACUAAUCAGUCGAUUCCUUGUAACAGUAACAGCAACAGUUCAUCAAUAGCAACAACAACAACAACUACUACUACACCGUCAUCAUCAUCAUCGUCAUCAUCUGUAUUGCAAAAGAUUUCUUUCUCAACUACACGUACUUGGUCAAAAGUUGUUGGAACAAAAUUUGCAAAGAGUCCACCUGAAAAUCAUGAUGAUUCUUCUACAAAAACUUCUGCAUCAGUUUUACUCAAUGCAAAUUCAGUUUGGCAAACAGAAAAUUCAAAUCAUAUCAUGAAUAAGGAAGUGUCUAGGGAAGAGGAAAAGUUGCUAGAAAACGUCAACAACAUCACUGCAACCACCACUGGUACGGAUUCAAUUGUGAAAUGUUCUUAUGCUUCUAUGCAAUCAAUAUGGUCGACAGGUGAUGAUAGCGCACCUCAUCAAUCAAAUAAAAAUCAUUUAACUAAUAAUGCUACUCUACUCUUAGCCAGUAGUAGUACUAAUAGUAACAGCAGCAGUUGUAGUAGUAGUACAGUUCAAGCUACAGUUGUUCCUUCUACUGGUCCACUAUGUACCAUUAGUCCUUCAACUACAUUCUCAUCUCAAAUUUCUAAUAACAUUUGUAAAGUCAAACCUCAACAACAACUCCUUCAGGUCUCUUCUAUCUCAUCGCUUGUUCCAACCUCGAUGCACUUAAAUCUUUUGAGUCCAUCGAAUAAUAAUAAUAGUAAUAAUAAUACUAUUAAUAAUAAUUUGAUUGAGAAUAUAUCCACUACAGAUUUGAUAGCAGAUAGUGAAAGAUCAGAUUUUGAAUGUUGCAGUGAUAUUGGACGUUCAAGUGCCAUUUUAAGAUCACACAAUUCAGAUAAUCUUCAAAAUUUAACAACCACUUCCUUACCUAGUAAUUCAUUUCAAUCUUGGUCUUCCAAUGCUGCAUUAUAUCCACCAUUCUCUUUAUCAACUAUUCCUGUGAAUCGUCAUGAGAAUACUAUGUUUUCCGGUAAUGUUUGGCCUACAGCAACUGAUCAAAGUAUCGAUAUGAAUAUGAAUUGUAUGACAGGUUCAUAUAAUACUCCUCCACCUGGUACGAAUCAAGCACAUUUUCAAAAUCAAUUAAAUUCUAAUAUUUUCUCGAAUGUUUUAACUCACAACAAUACUGUCCAAUCAUUGGAUAGUAGUAUGUCUAAGCAACAAUCGAAUAUUUCUAUUACACCGAGACAACAACAGCAACAACCACAACCACAGCAUGUACAAUCAUAUCAAAGUUCUAUAUUAGCACCAACGGAUAGAUUAAAUAUGUAUUCUAAUGGUCCUUAUGGAAAUAAUUCAGCAGAAUUAGGUAAACUACCAAACAAUAUGUGCGGUGUUCCGUCUCAACAACAAAUGAGUUUUGUGUCUGCAGCAGCAGCAGCAGCACCUUCAUUAUAUGUUCAUCCACAGUCGACUGCAAUUCAACCAGCAGCUCGUUCUUUUCAUCCUUCUAUGUCAAUUCCGAUUCAGUCACAAAUGAGUCAAGCUCGAAAAUGUAGACAACAGGUUCCUCCACAUCAAAUGGAUCCAUCGACAUUUACUGCUGGAUAUACGAGUUAUCCUGCAGAUGUGAAAAAUGAAUACAAUUUCCCUCCGUCCAUCGCUGGUUGUAUUCCACCUCCUCCCACUGGUGGCCUUUAUUCCGCCAUUCAUCCUCAUUCACAAUCUAAUUACCCACAGAAUUCAGGAAGACAUACACUAGGAUUUCCUACGACUGUAAAUUCAUAUUCUCUCCUAGGAAACCCUUCUGCUACAUCCAGUCUACAAACCACUGGACAACAAUUUGCCCCAGCGAUCGGACCUGCUGCUGGUAACGGUGGUGGUUUAUUGCCACAUCCUGUUCCUCAAGGUGGUUACAAUAAUGCACCUUGUCAUUUCCAAACACCGAUUACUUCAAAUUCUGUCUCAAAUUAUGCCAACGCUUCUAACUAUGUAGGUGUGAUUGGAGGAGGUCGGCCUAAUACUGAUCAUUCAAAUGCUACUGUUCGACAAAGAGGUUUACAGCAUCACAAUUUAUUCACUCAUCCAAACCUUUCACAAUCACCGUCAGCUCAAGGACAACAGUCCUUUCAAUUGCCAUCCAAUUUUUAUCCGUCAAUUUCACCGUCUCAUCAACGUGUCUCUAUUCAACAGUUUGGAGGUGCAUCUCGUGGCGCAAUCACUGGACCGAUUAAUCCGCAAAAUGGUCUUUAUGGUCCAGGAUUUUGUGGGGCUUCUCAUCCACCAAAUCAAGCUACUCCACCUCCUAUUGGACAUCAGUUAAAUCCUAUAGGUUUUUAUAAUAACCCGUUCCAAUAUCCAUCUCGUCCAGACGGACUUCAUUGAAAAUUCAACAUUAUCAUCGUAAUCAUCAUCAGCAUCAUCCGUACAAAAUGUGUGUUCUGUGACCUUGUCAAUUGUGAAAAAUUUGUUGUUUUGCCCGAGUUCUGUGCUUCCAUCUUCAUUCUAAUAAUAAUAAUAAUAAUUAUUAGAUCCUAUUUGUUAUCCAGUCACGAUUUUAGUCAAGCAUUGGUCACUAAUAAAUAAUUAAUUAAUUACUAUUUGUCUUAAAAAAAAAGUACACAUUACAUUUGUUUUUUUAUUUAGAAAAAAAUUGAAAAAAACAACAAUUAGAUCAAAUGUAGUCUUGCCCAGUUUUUUUUUUAAAGAAAAAAAAACUAGAACAAGUUCUUUUUUGAUUUCUUCUUCUUCUCCAUCUUCUGAACUCUCUUUUCCAUAUGUUUAUGUCGUCAAUUCACUGUCUCUCUCUCUCUCUGUCUCUCCGUCUUUAUACCAGCUUACUGUUUUUGGUUUUCAUCAAAAAUAUUUAUUGUUCGAAUGUAAAUUCUGUUUUUCUUGUGUUGUGUAUGAAUUCUUGUUGUGUGUGUGGAUGUGCGUGUGCGUGCGCGCGUUGAUGAACAUUGUCUCUUCCAAGAAAAUAAGAAAGAAGAAAUUACUUGUCAACAUCGACAAUGUUUUGCCCUUUUUGUUUGUUUGUGUAUUUGUGAUGAUAGGAUUGAUUGCCCACUCGCUGGCUGAUUAGGAAAGAAUUUUAUGAUUACUCAUUCUCUCUCUGUGUGUCUGAUCUUGUUGAAUCGCCUAUUAAAAUACCUUUUUGUUUGCCUAUGAGAUGAUUUGACACUUGAUCUGCGGUCUCACUAAUUACUAUUAACUAUUAUUAUUAAUAUUAUUAUUAUCAUUAUGAUUAAUUGUUGUACACGUACUCCCUUUCUGCUCAUCAGUUAACUUGAUUGGUUAUUCUUGUAAACAGGAUAUCUCUCUGAUAUAUAUAUAUAUAUAUAUAUA